Molecule: messenger RNA, 1088 nt
Organism: Ficedula albicollis (Collared flycatcher)
Lineage: Eukaryota; Metazoa; Chordata; Aves; Passeriformes; Muscicapidae
Gene: DPF2
Product: double PHD fingers 2
Exons: 9
Coding region: 1-1059 (352 amino acids)
Cellular component (GO): nucleus
Source: RefSeq, a predicted model, not a curated record
AUGCCAUUCCCUUUGCCAAUCCCGACACUGACCAGUGCUGCUCCCGGCACUGACCGGCUGGGCGAGCAGUACUACCGCGACGCCAUGGAGCAGUGCCACAGCUACAACGCGCGGCUCUGCGCCGAGCGCAGCGUGCGCCUGCCCUUCCUGGACUCGCAGACCGGCGUGGCCCAGAGCAACUGCUACAUCUGGAUGGAGAAACGGCACCGCGGGCCCGGUCUGGCGGCCGGGCAGCUCUACUCGUACCCGGCACGGCGCUGGCGCAAGAAACGCCGCGCCCACCCCCCGGAGGACCCCCGGCUCUCCUUCCCCUCCAUCAAACCCGGUAAUUCCAGCCCUUCCUGCUGCUUUCCUGGGAAUUCCACCCUGGAUCCGCCGGCCUCCCGCACCCUCCCUCCCUUUUUCGAACGGGGAUAUCGGGACAGCCUGGGCGAGUUCCCAGUCAGCAACAGCCGCGCCAGGAAGCGGAUCCUGGAGCCGGACGAUUUCCUGGACGAUUUGGACGACGAGGAUUACGAGGAGGACACGCCCAAGAGGAGGGGGAAGGGCAAGGCCAAGGGCUCCCUCAGGUCGUGCUUUUCCUGCCCUUUUUUUUCCCCAGUUUUCCGCGUCUGUGUCUCCGUGUCCUCUCACGACUUCUCUUUCUGUGUUUCAGACAGUUACAAACAAAAGCAUUCCUUGAAACCUCCCGACCGAGUCUGCGGGAAGCGCUACAAGAACCGCCCGGGGCUCAGCUACCACUACGCGCACUCGCACCUGGCCGAGGAGGAGGGCGACGACAAGGACGACUCGCAGCCCCCCACGCCCGUCUCCCAGCGCUCCGAGGAGCAGAAAUCCAAGAAGGGCCCGGACGGGCUGGCCCUGCCCAACAACUACUGCGACUUCUGCCUGGGAGACUCCAAGAUCAACAAGAAAACGGGGCAGCCCGAGGAGCUGGUGUCCUGCUCCGACUGCGGCCGCUCCGGACGCCGUUUCCCCGCAGGGAGCUGGAGCUGCCACCUCUGCCUGGACCUGCUCAAGGAGAAGGCGUCGAUUUACCAGAACCAGAACAGCUCCUGAUCCUGAUCCUGGUCCUGGUCCUGAUCCUG